Molecule: messenger RNA, 1396 nt
Organism: Suillus discolor
Lineage: Eukaryota; Fungi; Basidiomycota; Agaricomycetes; Boletales; Suillaceae
Product: Per1-like protein
Exons: 3
Coding region: 31-1038 (335 amino acids)
Biological process (GO): GPI anchor biosynthetic process
Cellular component (GO): endoplasmic reticulum membrane
Molecular function (GO): hydrolase activity, acting on ester bonds
Source: RefSeq, a predicted model, not a curated record
UGUUCAAUUGAUGCUAGUGUUCUUGCCAUCAUGUUGUUCGCGUAUCGCUGGGUGUUGGCAACCCUUCCAUUUCUCGUAUUUGUUGUUGCCUCCUCCGGCGACAGAGCAUCAAACUUUCAGAACUGCGUCUCUGCAUGUUAUGGAGACCAUUGCCAUCCUCAGACGACACUUUCACUUGGCCUCAGACUGACGCGUUGGACGUGUACAGACGACUGCAAAUACAAGUGCAUGCAUAUGCUCACAGAUAUCGCAAUCCGUGAAAGUUCGAAGAUACAUCAAUAUUAUGGAAAGUGGCCCUUUUGGCGGCUCUUCGGAAUGCAAGAGCCAGCCUCUGUUGCGUUCUCACUGUGGAAUAUGUACUAUCAUAUCCAAGGAUGGCGCCAGCUUCGCAGCAAAAUACCAAGUGACCACCCGAUGCGAUCUUACUACUUAACAUGCGCCAUAGUGAGCGUUAACGCCUGGCUCUGGUCCGCAGUGUUUCACACAAGAGAUUUGCCAAACACAGAAAAACUGGAUUACUUCUCUGCUGCUCUCGUCAUUUUAUAUUCCCUGUAUCACACGGUUUUACGGCUCUUCAAUCAAUACCCCACCCGUUCGCGUGAGGAUGGCCGUAUCCAGCGCACCCCCGUACACGUUUUAUGGUCGUCCAUUUGCACUGUAGCUUACCUUGCCCAUGUCACCUAUCUCAGCAUUCUACCACGGUUUGACUACAGCUAUAAUAUGGCAUUUAACCUCACUGUUGGCUUCACGCAUAAUCUGCUGUGGCUGCUAUAUUCCCUUCCCGUAUCGUUACCCCUCAUUCGACGCUUUCCUUUCAAAUCAAAAACGUACAGACCAUCAUACGCAUCUGAGGUAGCAGUCUUUGUCGCUCUUAUGACGGCUGCAACUGCUCUAGAGCUCUUCGACUUCCCUCCGUGGGGUCGCAUCAUCGAUGCUCAUGCCUUGUGGCACCUCAGUACCGCCCCUAUCACAAAGUUCUGGUAUGACUUCCUGAUCAAAGAUUCGUUGGAUGACGGAUGGAGGGAACCAAAGAGAUAAAUUGUUCAAGCGUCUGAAAGCUCCUGCUCUAGCCUGUUCAAAGACUGCAUUUUCUCCGUUUCUGUUCAAGCACGAGUAGAGAAACUGCAACAUCGUUAGCGUCUUCACUUCCUCGCUUCAGCAUAUCGCACCUAGUACUGUAUCCAAGGAAUCCACCACAGAUGACUCGAUCUCCAAAAAUGCCUGUUGCGAUACCAUGGUCACCAUGAAGUGGCGCCUGUGGGGAUAGAAUGUUGCUAUGGGGGUCGGACUUUGGGCUCCACUCUCAUCAAGGCUGCGAAGCUGUCACUUGUCAGCCCCACUGUAUAAAUAUUGUUGUACCAUUUCCUAACCUCCAAAUUGGAACCUGCUACAACCC